This is a messenger RNA of Suillus subaureus, 1110 nucleotides long. RefSeq lists its product as uncharacterized. Bases 173 to 844 code for a protein of 223 amino acids. The record is from RefSeq and is a predicted model, not a curated record. The transcript is spliced from 2 exons. Lineage: Eukaryota; Fungi; Basidiomycota; Agaricomycetes; Boletales; Suillaceae.
UUCAUCAUCAUCAUUCCAGAAAUACAAACGGUUAUAAUCAAUUGAAUUAGGGAUAGGCGAAAAUAUUCGAGGCACGGCACUUGGCACUGCCGAUCGUGCUACGAGCUCUGUAGCUGGCGUGCAGAAGAACGCUGAUGUGGCAACGAAGGGCCGUGCUGAGAUUGCGGAGGGUAUGGCGAGGAUGAAAGGUCAUGCGCCUGCGGCUCAAGUUGCCCCUGCUGGAACAGCCUCCCCUGGAACAGCGCCUGCUGAUCAAGGAACGACUGCGGGGGCUGGGACUGGUACCGACACUGGCGCGGCAGUUGGCGGUACCGCUACUGGGGUGACAGAUCAGGGUCGGCAACAGGGAACGGGUGAUGAGAAAACAAGCGCACUUGGGGGAAAGAGCGGACCUGAGUCAACAGAUCCGGGUACUACUCAGACCGGUAGUGAGGCUGCUGUAAGUGCAGGCGCAGUGCACGAGCAGAAGGGUCCUGGUGAAGUUGCUGCAAGUACGAGCGCAGCGCCUGAGCAGAAGCAGCAAUGCUCCAGUGCUGUAAGUCAGCAAGAAGGGGAACGCGACGAUCAGAAUGUCCCAGAGCGUUCACAGAGCGGCGACAUCGGCCAGACUCGUGCGCAGGGAACCGCAGAGGACCGCCCUCAGCAAAUGGGUGAACGGCUGUCCCAGCAGAAGGUAGAUGAACAAUGCAAAGCAGAACAAAAGGGUGUCCGACAGGAGGGUGGACAACAGAGCAGAUGGGCGGGCCCGGGGGAAGGACGGUGCGAACUGAUUCAUUUCCAGGGUAUCUCGACGGACGAAGGAGAUGAACAACCAUCUUUACAAACGGCAGAAAAAUCCCGUUAGCCAGGACAGAUUUACCACGGUGCCCAGUAGGAAGGUGGACAACAGGGCAGUCACUAGUCAAGCGUGCUACGCAAGAGGCUCGGAGGAAAAAUACGUUUCCAGGAUUUUCAGGGUUGCGGUAUCGUAGGAAUGAAAAUGAAACAAAUCAGCGGCUUCCAGGGUUGUCUCUGACUAACCCUGACGGUAAUCAUUAGUAGGUGUCAUUAAGAGAAAAUCUAGGUACCGGAAUGUAAAAUUGAUUCUUAUCAGUAGUAUGUUAAUUUUAC